This is a messenger RNA of Exophiala xenobiotica, 1003 nucleotides long. RefSeq lists its product as uncharacterized. The record is from RefSeq and is a predicted model, not a curated record. Gene Ontology annotation, cellular component: nucleolus. The transcript has a single exon. Gene Ontology annotation, biological process: negative regulation of protein kinase activity. Lineage: Eukaryota; Fungi; Ascomycota; Eurotiomycetes; Chaetothyriales; Herpotrichiellaceae. Gene Ontology annotation, molecular function: protein kinase inhibitor activity; protein kinase binding; double-stranded RNA binding. The coding region runs from base 95 to 748 and encodes 217 amino acids.
CCAGCAUCUACAGCAAGAUCCAUCCAACACUUAGCCGAAAACACACGGGUUUUGCGCAUUUCCUCCGCUUCAUACCCAUCGAGGGUGAGACGAAAUGUCCGAACCAAUCCCCGAAGCCAUCCCCACCUCCGCAGACCCUCGCUCGCGGCGGCCCAUCAAGCGUGCCCGCGGCGCCAACACGGCGCGAGCUACACAAGCCCACGAAGUCGAGACGCUAUUCCUCGACCCCGAACGACCGAUCAGCAUCCCUCCGCCUUCCAGCGAAACCGACAAGCGCACAACCCUCGCCGCACCGCCCGAGAUCGUCGCGAACGUGCAGGGUUCGUCUGCCGGUGCCGGAUCCGGGGAAUUCCACGUCUACAAGGCCAGUCGACGGCGCGAGUAUGAGCGGCUACGGCUGAUGGACGAGGAAGCCAAAAAGGAAGAGGAGAAUGCGAAGUGGGAGAGGGAAGAAAGAGAACGGCGCGAAAGGGACGAGGAGAAGACGAGGAAGAACCGCGAGAAGAGGAAUAAAAAGAAGGGAAAGAAGUCUGCCACGACGGAGAAACGUGGUGAUGCGAAGGUGGAGGUCGAUGGAGAGAGGGAUAAACCGCAAGAUACUACCGACGGCUCGAAACAGCAGCAGCAGCAGUCUGGAGGAUUGCAGAUACCGCGGCCGGGGAGUAGGGAUGAACAAGACCAAGGAAGUGAUUUCGGAGUCGCCGAGGUCGUUCAAGAAAUUGGCAUCACGAUUCACGAGGACGAUUGAAAUACCCUUUGUUCAUCGUCUCACGCGCCGGGCGAAUCCCGCUGUACGGAGUACAACAUGGGCACAUUUGCUGAAGCAGGCCGAGCCAAGGGCCAGAAACAACCCCCAUGUUACUGCAAAUCGACCAACGCUCCAACUGGAUGAGCAGAAAUUUCGUCUUCUGAGAGAGUGAGAGAGCUACACCGCGCACUCUUCAAUAUUUGUACAACUAGAUUUUAUCAAGAUACCCAUGACACCACCACCUACAUUUCCAUC